Molecule: messenger RNA, 744 nt
Organism: Marchantia polymorpha subsp. ruderalis
Lineage: Eukaryota; Viridiplantae; Streptophyta; Marchantiopsida; Marchantiales; Marchantiaceae
Source: the annotation of a GenBank genome assembly
CCGGACUCAAACUCUGCUCACUAGAAUGUGCAACCCAAGCUCGCCCAUGGCUCGUUCGGCUGCAUUAUAUAUUGCAGGAACUUUGGCAAAAGAUUCAUCAUCUCAACUUCGAUUUUCCACGAGCAGCUCCGCUUGUGAAGGCUCGAAGGUGCCUAGAGAUGCAAUAUGGGACCCCAACUUUUCUCUAGGAUUCCGAUCUAGACGUCCAUGAUUUGUACCGAGCCGAAUCAAUUCUCGGUAAUUUGGCUGUACCUUGCCGUCCGAGCGUUGCAAGCUGCGUGACAGAGCUGGAGAGUGGAGGCCGAAGCGGUUGGACAAGAUGGCAGGCUGCGUGGACGGUGAUCUGGGCGUCCUGACGGGGCUGCUGGCGGCAUCGGGGCUCAACAAUGCGAGCUCGAGCCAAGUGGGCGAGAUGCUGUGCUCGAAAUUCGACGGAGUGUCGGCCACCUUGUCGAGCCACACGCUGGCCGUGGACAGCAUCUACCUGCUGUUCUCCACGUACCUGGUCUUCCUAAAAAAAACCUAAAAGGAUUGGGUGAAGGAGCUGCAGAAGCAUGGGAGUCCUGGUAUAGUGAUGGCCCUGGUUGGCAACAAGGCAGAUCUAGAGGAGUCACGAGAGGUUGCUUCUGAGGUAAUUGUCUUUCUUCCUAGAGAUAUGCCAAGAGCCGAAUCUGUGUUAUGAUACAUUCCGUCCACACAUUUUUAUUUGCAGCGUUUACUGAAGAAAAGGGUUGUAGAUUGGAA